CAUUGCAUCAGAUCCCCACAAACUAGCUCGACCUUUAACCCUUUUUCCACAUAAAACCCUGGCUCAGAAGGCCCCCUCCGUAAGUGUUGUACAGUUGUGCUAGCUACUCUAAAUUUUCCCUUUUUGAGCUCUGCUUCUGUAAACAAUGAAAGUUUCCUGUUUUUGUCUUCUGGGUUCUCUUUGAAAGCUUCAAAGUUUGCAUUUUUACUCGUCUUCAAUGGUGGUUUUUAGUCUCCUGUCUUAUGACCAUAGACACCAUUAGAGUUGAAACUUUUUGUAAAAGCUUUUUGGGAAAGUUUCAGGCUGACCAUGGGAGAUGUUUACAGGAAUUUGGAGGCGACUAUAGGCAGAUUAGAGAGGGUGAUUUGUGGAGGAAAGUUGAUAAUUUUAUCAGUUGGGAUUGUUUCUACUUUCAUUUUGUUCAAAGUGGCCAUAAUUCCUUACACAUUCAACUUGAUUUUCUCUAUGUUUUCAUUUCUUCCAAAGCUUUAUACUUUCUUCAGAAGUUGCCUUUCUCCUCCGUAUGUUUACAUCCUUGUUAACGUCAUCAUCAUCUCCAUUGCCGCUUCUUCAACUUUCGCUCAGCAAAAAGGCCCUCAACCUGCGGAAAAGUUCACCAAGGAAGCUGCUUCCAAGACCACCAAAGAGAAAUCCCUUUCUGGAAAGAACCAAAACAUUCAGAAAAAUGAAAACAACCCUCAGCCUCAUGAUGAUGAUCCCUGGUUUUUAAUGGUUCAACAUCAUGCUGAUGAUGAAGUUAAAGAAGAAAACCAAAACCCCACUUUGUCGGCUCUCAAACUCACCGACCCAUCUCAAGAAACCGGCUCAACCGCCGCUCUAACAGAAGAUUUGAUUGAAAAAUCCGAGGAGUUUACUCAGGAAACUCUUGAAGACACUUGGAGACUGAUCACUGAAGGCCAAGGCAAGCCGCAGAACCGCCUCCUGAAGAAGAGUGGCACGUGGGACACGCCAUCCCGGGCUGCCGUCAACGCCGCAAAGGAGGAAAAAACCGGCGGAGAUCAUGGUGAACACCAUCCUGAUAGCGAUGGUGGUGAUGAUAUUGACAAUUCUGAGGAAAACGUCGCGUGGGCCAAACGCGAGCUGAGAAAGUCGGAGACUUUCAGCGACAGGGCGUCUCUGAGGAGGGAGAAAUCGAUGAGUCAGGAGGAGUUGAAUCGGAGAGCCGAUGCUUUCAUAAAGAAGUUCAACAAUGACAUGAGGUUGGAGAGGCUGGAGUCUCACCACCGUCGGCUGGCCGCCAUGGUUAAACCAAGUGUUUAAGUGGUGUAAUCAGUAAUUUUUUUUUGAAUUAUGUAAGCUUAAUUAGACGCUUAUGCUGCUGGGGGCCUAAAUGCAAAUUUUUUAUAUUGUUAGGUUGUGAAGAAAAGUUACCCCUUUUACUGUUACUUUUAAAGUUACUAUGUGAAGGCCAAUUAGAUGAUCAUCGCCUUUUUCUAGUU
Messenger RNA from Mangifera indica (mango), 1460 nucleotides. RefSeq lists its product as uncharacterized. The transcript has a single exon. Lineage: Eukaryota; Viridiplantae; Streptophyta; Magnoliopsida; Sapindales; Anacardiaceae. The record is from RefSeq and is a predicted model, not a curated record. Bases 310 to 1281 code for a protein of 323 amino acids.